CACCACGCAGCUUCAGCUGGAUUAACAUCUUCUCAUAUACACAAUGCCAUUGUCCCAGCUUCAGGGAGUUAAGCUCCCGGCCUCGGCCGACUUCCACGUCCACCUUCGUGAUGGCCCGAUGAUGGAGCUAGUUACUCCUACCAUCCGACAGGGUGGUGUGAACACGGUCUUUGUCAUGCCCAACCUGGUCCCUCCCAUCACGACCGUCGACCAUGCCCUCGACUACAAGAAGCGCCUGCAGGCCAUUGAGCCCAAGGUCAAUUACCUCAUGUCCCUCUACCUGCACGAAUCGAUCACGCCCGAGACCAUCAUUGAGGCCAAGCAGCGCGGCAUCACCGGUGUCAAGAGCUACCCGGCCGGUGUGACAACCAACUCCAGCUCCGGCGUUGUCGACUACACUUCCUUCUAUCCGGUCUUCGCUGAGAUGGAGCGCCAGGACAUGGUUCUGAACCUCCACGGUGAGGCUCCCUCCAAGGGUGACGUGACGGUCUUGUCGGCGGAGGAGCGGUUCCUGCCCAAACUGGCUGAGCUGCACGCCAAGUUCCCCAAGCUCCGCAUCAUCCUGGAGCACUGCACCACCGCGGCGGCCGUCGAGGCUGUUAAGAAGUGCGGCCCUACCGUUGCCGGUACCAUCACCGCUCACCAUCUGUCUAUCAUCAUUGACUCGUGGGCCGGUGACCCAUUCUGCUUCUGCAAGCCCGUGGCCAAGACUCCCGCCGAUCGCGACGCUCUCCUCCGCGCGGCCGCCUCUGGCAACCCCAAGUUCUUCUUCGGCUCCGACAGCGCCCCUCACCCGUCCGCCUCCAAGCGUGGUGGCGAGAAGAUUGCCGCCGGUGUCUUCACCCAGCCCUAUACGACACAGGUCGUUCUCGAUUCGUUCGAGCAGGCCAUUGAGAACGGUGUGCUCAAGGAUGAGGAUAUCACCCCGGAAAUUGUGGAGGGAUUCAUGAGCAAGUUCGGUCGGGCCUUCUAUAAGAUCGGCGAGGAGCAGAAGGAGUUCAUCACCAUUGAGAAGAAGGGUGAGAAGAUCGCGGAGAUUCUGAAGUCUGAUCAGACCGACGUGGUUCCCUUCCGCAAGACCCAAGACACAUGGACCGUGACUUGGUCGUAGAGAAUCGAGCUCGAACUAAAUCCACGAAAUAGAAUAAAAAGUUCCAGUCCAUAAAGGACCAUUUCACUUUAAAGCACCGUAUCAUCUUAGGAUGAUUUGUCUUCUUGCGCAAGCAUGUUGGCCACGUUCUCCAAAGCAUGAGCCUCGGAGAUAUCAAUUCGGCGUCCCGCAACAACCGGGUUGCCAUCAUCGCCCAUAGCCAGUUGCCCGGCUCGCUCCAGGUGCAGUCUGAUCCGGCUCUCGAUGUACUCCUUCCGCUCAUCCCGCUUCGACUUGGUCUCCGUCUCGACAGCGGAGGCCGGCAAGCUGGCCAGCUUGGGCCGCAACCGCUCCAAUGUAGCUUGCAAUGCCGGAAGCUGCGAGAGAAUAAAAGUUGUAUUCGUCGUAAGCGGGGCGUGUUUGGAAUGUGUACCGGCAUCUACCCCGACGCGAAGUUGGCGUGCAGCCGGACUGGAUGUCAAGAAGGACAGGUCCAGAGCUUUCUUGGGAGUUGUCUUCGAUUCGUCGGCUGUGCCAUCGGACUUGGCAGAUUCCACGGUGGAUAGAAUAGACUUCAGUUGGGAAAUGACGGCUUCAUUCCGAGCGCACUCGUCCUUCAAUGACCGGUUUAGCUUCCGGGUCUCGAGGAGCUUCUUACGCUGCGCGUGGAUGGUCUCGGGCGUGGGCGUAUCUGAUGAGGACUCGAAUGAAA
Messenger RNA from Penicillium brasilianum, 1802 nucleotides. NCBI's taxonomy places the organism in Eukaryota, Fungi, Ascomycota, Eurotiomycetes, Eurotiales, Aspergillaceae. The record is from the annotation of a GenBank genome assembly.